Messenger RNA from Rhagoletis zephyria (snowberry fruit fly), 762 nucleotides. The record is from RefSeq and is a predicted model, not a curated record. Lineage: Eukaryota; Metazoa; Arthropoda; Insecta; Diptera; Tephritidae.
AUGUCUCACUCUAAGAAGGAGAAGAUAUGCACCAAGUGCAAGUCGGCUGCCUACGACAUUUUCAAGAAGAGCACUCAUCGCGAAAAGGCCGCUUCCGAGGUGGAGGAGGAAGCUUUGGAGAAGGAUGGCGACGAUUCCGAGCUGCUGGAGAAGCCACGUCGCUUCAUGACUCCCUACAUCGCCUUCGUGAAUUCCUCCUGGGCCGAGUACUGCGCCGCCAACCCUGACUCGCAGAUGGACAGCGCCAGCUUCAAGGAGUUCGUCCGCAACUGCGCCGGCAAGUGGAAGGAGAUGGCCGAGGAGGAGAAGGCCCCCUUUGAAGAGCAGUCGGCCGCGGAGAAGGCCGCCUACCAGGAGCUGAUGGUGGCCUACGUGACACAGCAGCUGGAGCUGCAGGGAGAGGACGCCUUCUCAAAGCAGAGCCCGCCAAGCGACUACGUGAUGUUCGUCGUUGAGGAGCGAGAGAAGGUUCGCCAGGAGCUGGGCCCAGAGACGAACAUGGUGGAGCUGGGCAAAGAGCUGGGUCGCCGCUGGACUGCCCUACCGUCGGAGCUGAAGGAGGCGUACAAAGGGAAGGCCAGUGAGGCUCGCGAGGAGUACACUGACCUCAGUGACUACUCCGACGCGGAGGGCGUGAGCUCGGAGUGCGGAGCUGAAAGUGACGACGUGAGUGACUUCACUGGCACCUCGUCCUUUUACUCCUUUUAUUCCUCCUCCGGCGAGGGCAGCUACUCCUACAGCGAUGAUGACGAUGACUACUGA